AUGGCCAACCAGUGGCAAACAACCAAUACGCCGAAACCGUAUUCUGCUGUCUCGAAUCCUGGGCCUGUCCUACAACAGCCACAUCAAUCCCAACAGGAAGCUCCGCCACCGUACACCGGACCACCUGUAUACCAUGAUACUCAACCGAUCGUGGAGUAUGCCAUCAUCGUACCUCGACCGGGAGCAGGCCGGCGCUUCCUCAGUUCUUUCUUCGUAGCCACGUUCAUCUGGUUGUUGCUCAGUCUACUAGUUCAGAGUUCUGUCAACGCGUUACAGUUCGGCCAUAAACACCACGGACGCUCAGUGGGUGGCUCUGCAGUCUCUUCUGACCUGAAUUUGGGAAACUGUGUCAGUGGCAAAUCUUGGAACCAAGCUCGUCGAACAUCACCCUUUGCGCUCUUGAGACUCAAUUUCGGAGGUGAUGCUCAGGCUUCAGGAUCUACCAACUUUACCCUCCCCAUCUCCUCCGAUGCGCUUCUCUUCCUUUCACGAGGGCAGAAUUUAGGUGGAUCUAUAACAAUUAUCACCUCACCCACUCAAUCUUUUCAAUCCGCAACGAUCAAUGUUCAAGCAACGUCCAACAGCCAACAAGGCCUUCAACAAACGAAAGCUUGUCUCUUGACCCGCAACGCUAAUGAAAACGGGGUUGGCGUCUUCACUCCAACAAGUGGAUAUUCGCCGUUAUGGAAUGUGAACUUCCAUAUCACUGUCAUCCUACCGGACGUUGGCAAUGGUGAACCUCUCCAUAUCAAGGAUUUAGAGACGGACCUCCCGGACAGUAGUCACCAAAUAGGGGACUUGAGCACAAAGAUUCUCUUCGAUUCUAUAUCUCUUAGUGGAUCAAAUGGGCCUAUAGCUGUUCAGUCACUGGCCACUACUUCUGGAAAAAUAAACACCAGCAACGGUCAAAUUUCAGGGAUAUUUAACGCUUCGGAGUCCUUGCUUCUGGCCACCACGGAUUCCGGUAUCCGCGUCGAUGUUGGACUCACUAGCCAAGGAAGCGAUUCUAACCCAAUGCUUACCGCCCGCACUAGUAACGCGGCCAUCGAUGCGAACAUAAAUCUCUUUUCUUCUUCUGGAUCUGGAGGGACAUUCACAGUAAACGCGGAGACCUCGAACCAGCCGCUCAAAAUUGCGUUCCCUAACGCCCCUUCUGGGUCGACCCUCGACCUGCAAGCGUCUACGCAAAACGGACAAGCGUCCGUCAUACUAGACGCUGCCUACGCAGGAAGUUUUGACGUUCAGACGUCUGCUUUUGAAGACGCGAAGGUGAAUGUGGUUAGACCCAAUGUCGAUGGACGCCAUGUCAAUUUUAGUGGCGAAGGGAGAGGAGAGACGGCGGGGACUGUUUCAUGGGACAACCAGUCGUCUUCUGGCGCAGGCAAGGUGGUGGUUGAGGUAUCUGGUUUAUACGUGUACAAAAAGUAUUACAAUCGAGAAUCAACUCUCUAG
This is a messenger RNA of Psilocybe cubensis, 1452 nucleotides long. RefSeq lists its product as uncharacterized. The coding region runs from base 1 to 1452 and encodes 483 amino acids. Lineage: Eukaryota; Fungi; Basidiomycota; Agaricomycetes; Agaricales; Agrocybaceae. The transcript has 7 exons. The record is from RefSeq and is a predicted model, not a curated record.